AAAACAACACCAGCGCUUUGUUGCGCUUUCACAGACCAAAACAUGGACGCAACAAAGCUCAAAGAACUGAAGCAUUUCAUCGAACAGUGUCAGUCCAACCCUUCCACCCUCGCCGAUCCUUCACUCUCCUUCUUCCGUGACUACCUCGAAAGCCUCGGCGCCAAGCUUCCCUCUUCCGCUUACUCCGAUUCGAAGCACGAGGAGAGCGAUGAUGAUAUAGAAGAUCUUCAUGAGGAGCAAGUGAAGGUGGAAGAACCAGAGGAAGAUGAUGAGAUAGUUGAAUCUGAUAUCGAGCUUGAAGGGGAAAUCGUUGAGCCUGAUGAUGAUCCACCACAGAAGAUGGGAGACCCCUCUGUUGAGGUUACUGAAGAGAGUCGCGAGGCUUCGCAGUUGGCUAAAGCUAAAGCUAUGGAAGCGAUUUCUGAAGGUAACUUGGAGGAGGCGAUUGAGAGCUUGACAGAUGCGAUUUCUCUCAACCCUACCUCUGCCAUUAUGUAUGGGAACAGAGCUAGUGUUUACAUCAAAAUGAAGAAACCGAACGCUGCAAUCCGUGAUGCAAAUGCUGCUUUGGAGAUCAAUCCAGAUUCUGCUAAAGGAUACAAGACACGUGGCAUGGCACGAGCACUGCUUGGUCAGUGGGAAGAGGCUGCAAAGGAUCUUCAUGUGGCUUCUAAGUUAGACUAUGAUGAGGAAAUAAGUGCUGUGCUUAAGAAGGUGGAACCCAAUGCUCACAAGAUUGAGGAACACCGUCGGAAGUAUGAAAGACUGCAUAAGGAAAGAGAGGAGAAAAGAACUGAGCGUGAGAGACAGCGUCGCCGUGCUGAAGCUCAGGCUGCAUAUGAGAAGGCUAAGAAGCAGGAGCAGUCAUCUUCCAGUAGAAAUCCUGGUGGUAUGCCUGGUGAGUUUCCUGGUAUGCCAGGUGGGUUCCCUGGUGGUGGUAUGCCAGGUGGGUUCCCUGGUGGUGGUAUGCCAGGUGGGUUCCCUGGUGGCGGCAUGCCAGGUGGUUUCCCUGGUGGUGGCAUGCCGGGUGGGUUCCCUGGUGGUGGCAUGCCGGGUGGGUUCCCUGGUGGCGGCAUGCCGGGUGGGUUCCCUGGUGGCGGCAUGCCGGGAGGGGUGCCUGGAAAUGUUGAUUUUAGCAAAAUCUUGAAUGACCCUGAUCUGAUGGCAGCAUUUAGUGAUCCAGAGAUCAUGGCAGCUCUUCAAGAUGUUAUGAAGAACCCCGCGAAUUUAGCUAAGCAUCAGGGAAAUCCUAAGGUGGCUCCUGUAAUUGCUAAAAUGAUGAGUAAAUUUGGAGGUCCCAAGUGAACACUGUCGGGUGUUCAUUUGAAAUUUCAGCAUUCCAUGCCUGUGCUCUUGGGUAUUUAAUGUUUGAUGUUGCAUUUUUCAUUUUAAUGAAAUCGCGAAACCUUUUACCCUUUGUAAGGCCUGUUUCUUAGGUGCUCAUAGAUUCUAAUCUUGUUUAUUUAUCAACGAUGUAAUGUUUUGACGAGUGGAUUUGAAUGAUACAAAGUUGAUAUCUUUCUGUCCUAGAAAAAAAAUACAGUUCCUUGCUUGUUUACAUAAAA
Molecule: messenger RNA, 1565 nt
Organism: Lotus japonicus
Lineage: Eukaryota; Viridiplantae; Streptophyta; Magnoliopsida; Fabales; Fabaceae
Product: FAM10 family protein At4g22670
Exons: 9
Coding region: 43-1305 (420 amino acids)
Molecular function (GO): Hsp70 protein binding; protein dimerization activity
Source: RefSeq, a predicted model, not a curated record